This is a messenger RNA of Penicillium bovifimosum, 273 nucleotides long. RefSeq lists its product as uncharacterized. The transcript has 3 exons. Gene Ontology annotation, molecular function: ATPase inhibitor activity. Gene Ontology annotation, biological process: negative regulation of ATP-dependent activity. The coding region runs from base 1 to 273 and encodes 90 amino acids. The record is from RefSeq and is a predicted model, not a curated record. Gene Ontology annotation, cellular component: mitochondrion. NCBI's taxonomy places the organism in Eukaryota, Fungi, Ascomycota, Eurotiomycetes, Eurotiales, Aspergillaceae.
AUGCUUCGCCAAUUUGUCCGUCCUGCUGCUACUGCCAACCGGGCAGUCUUCAGCCGUUCUUUCUCCGUCGCCGUUCCUCGUAUGGGCGAAGGUGACACCGGUGCUCCCCGCUCUGGCGGUGGUGGUGCCUCUGGCGGUGACGCAUUCACCAAGCGCGAGGCUGCUCAGGAGAGCCUUUAUAUCCGCGAGAAGGAACUUGAGAAGCUUGCCCAGCUUAAGAAGUCGAUCGUCCAGCAGCGCAAGCACUUGGAGGAGCUGGAGAACCACAUGUGA